Messenger RNA from Mya arenaria, 1639 nucleotides. Its product is annotated as tRNA-dihydrouridine(20) synthase [NAD(P)+]-like. Gene Ontology annotation, biological process: tRNA dihydrouridine synthesis. Gene Ontology annotation, molecular function: tRNA dihydrouridine synthase activity; flavin adenine dinucleotide binding; tRNA binding. The record is from RefSeq and is a predicted model, not a curated record. Bases 52 to 1584 code for a protein of 510 amino acids. Gene Ontology annotation, cellular component: cytoplasm. NCBI's taxonomy places the organism in Eukaryota, Metazoa, Mollusca, Bivalvia, Myida, Myidae. The transcript is spliced from 15 exons.
AGUUAGACGUAACCUCAGACUCGAGCAAAUCACAGAUUAUUUCCAACCACAAUGGAGAAACUUGACUACCAGAACAAGGUCAUUUUGGCACCAAUGGUACGAAUAGGCACCUUACCAACCCGGCUCUUGGCUCUGAAGUAUGGGGCUGAUAUAGUGUACACAGAGGAGAUAAUUGACAGAAAACUCCUUACCACCAAAAGGGUUGAAAAUAAGGUGCUCAGGACUGUUGACUAUGUUUGUUCCGAUUCAACUGUUGUUUUUCGGACACACCCAUCAGAGAAAAGUCGCCUUGUGUUUCAAAUUGGCACAGCUAAUGCGCACAUUGCUCUUCAAGCUGCAAAGAAAAUUGAAAACGAUGUUGCUGCCAUUGAUGUUAAUAUGGGCUGUCCCAAGGAAUUUUCUCUGAAGGGUGGAAUGGGUGCAGCCUUGCUGAAAAAGCCAGAAACCAUCAAGCAGAUCCUCACAACAUUAGUGCAAGGGCUGUCAGUGCCUGUGACGUGUAAAAUCCGCCUUCAGCCAGAGAUGAAAGACAACAUUAGCCUGGUUAAAAUGAUUGAGAGCACAGGUGUGUCGGCUCUUGGGAUCCACGGGCGGUUGACAGAGGAGCGACCUCGGCACCCGAACAGAAAUGACACCAUCAAAUCCCUUGCUCAGCUUCUCAGCAUCCCAGUCAUUGCAAAUGGUGGUUCAAAAGAAAUCUUGAAUCAUGAAGACAUUGCAAAGUUCAAGGAAGCGACCGGGGCGUCAUCUGUGAUGAUCGCACGUGCAGCAGAGUGGAACACAUCUAUUUUUAGAAAGCAGGGGAUAUUGCCUGUUAAAGAUGUCGUCAAGGAAUAUUUAAAAAUUGCAAUAGAGAUGGACAAUGACUUUCCAAACACAAAGUACUGUAUUCUCAACCUGAUGCAUGUGAACAUGGAUCAGAAAGAAGGCUUGGAUACACAGGUUGCGAAAUGCAUCCAAGAAAUAAGUGAGAUAUGGGGACUUCAAGACUUCUAUGACAGUGUGUUACUUGAUAGAAAGAGCAGGCAGGAAACAGUAGACCACUUUCUGGGAAUUAAAAAACGGAAAACAGAAGAUGGGAAGCCUCUAAUUGAGAUGCCCAUGAGGUUUAUAAAGAAGGACUACCCCACAGGUAUAAGCCCAAAACAAAUGGUGUACAUGUGGACUGUCAAACAUGAAAAAGACAAGGCCGUUUUUGAAACAGCCGAGAGAUCUGAAGAUCGGUGUUACAAAUCCAUUAUGAAGCUAGAUGGAGCUAAAUACACAGCCAGUUUCUGGGAGAAAUCUAAACAGCUUGCAGAGCAGGCAGCUGCCAUUGUUGGUCUUACUGUUCUUGGAGAAGAAGACGGAAGAAAAACGGAUGUAACCAGCCCAAAUGAUGAUAUUGCUGAGGCAUGGAGUCGUCACUUCCGAUCAAGUGAUAUUGACGUCACGUAUAGUCAUAAAGACAUGAAAAAGAGAAUGACUCUUUCUGAUUCUAGCAAUGGUGUCUAUAUUGACAAUGACAGUUUUAAAGUUGACAGAAAUGAAGGUGAUCAAGACAGUACAUGUGUAGAUUCUGUUUAUCCUAGUCUCGGUAGUUGAUGGUUUUAAUUUCCAUUCAUAUGUUUACUCCAUUAAAAUAAACCAUUGUCUUUCA